AUGUCAGCUGAAGUAGCUAUUGCCCUUCGAGCUUCUUUUGUUAGACCUAGAGUCAGGAGACGUAUCAUUUCUGAAGAUGAAGCUGAAAUUUCUCCUACCCGUGCCUCCUCUCCGGUUAAUAUUGUUUCCGAUGAUGAAACCAUCCCCAGGGACACCAUUGAAUCCACUCAACGUCUCUUCACUAAGGGUUUCGAAAGUGGUGAUCUAGGUCCGGUUUUAGAUGAGGUUCCUCUUUCCUCUUCCAUUCCUAUUCCUUCUAUUCCUUCUUUAGUUUCAAGUACAUCUUUGCCCAUUUUAUCUGUUCCUGCUUCUUUGCCAAUUUCUGCUCCUUUACCUGCUUCGACUCCCUCGACUCCUGUUAUUUUCACCUCUUCUACCGUUCCUCCUUCUAUAGCUCCCCUUUUCUCUGUUCAGCAUGCAGAGGAGGGUUUUAGUAGCAGAAGUUUAGCUAUGAGGAGUGUAACACUUGAGGCCAACCUUAUUGGCACGGAGUUGAUGGGAAGAAUUUCCCUUUUAGAAAACAAGGCUCGUGAAUCUGAUAAGACUAUUCUCGAGGCUGAGAGGGUAGCUAAGGAAGCCCAGCUGGAGCAAAAGCGGACUCUGACUUCGGAUUUAGCGAAGGCCAAGGCUUCUUCUAGUAAAGCCGAGAAGGACAAGGAGCGCCUCGAGUGUUCCUUUUCAAAGCAAUUAUCAAAGUCAAGUGAAGAAAUCAGAGAACUUAAAGCACUCUUGAACAAGAAAGAAGAAUAUGCAGGAGAGUUAGUACAAAACUUGACUCAAGCUCAAGCUGAUUUGAAGAUCUCCUCUGAUAAGGUUCAUGCAUUGGAGAAUGAAGCUCCCGUGACUGAAGAACCUUUAAAUGAAGAAGCUGCUGCUGUGACAAUUGAAGUUGAAAAUGUUGCUAUUCCAGCUCCCGAGGGUGAAACUUCUAUGAAUCGGUUUGAGGAAGCUGACGCUUCCGUGGCUCUUGCUCCCCUCGAAGAAUCUACCAUUUCAAUCCCAGCUGAAACCGCUUCUGUUGCUGUUUCUUCAGAAGUUACCGUUCCUGAAAGUGAAACUGAUAUCACAACUUCUGAUGCUCCAGCCCCUCAGUGA
This is a messenger RNA of Nicotiana attenuata, 1095 nucleotides long. Its product is annotated as flocculation protein FLO11-like. Lineage: Eukaryota; Viridiplantae; Streptophyta; Magnoliopsida; Solanales; Solanaceae. The transcript has 5 exons. Bases 1 to 1095 code for a protein of 364 amino acids. The record is from RefSeq and is a predicted model, not a curated record.